This is a messenger RNA of Numida meleagris (helmeted guineafowl), 4412 nucleotides long. It is a transcript of the gene EPHB1, whose product is annotated as EPH receptor B1. The record is from RefSeq and is a predicted model, not a curated record. The coding region runs from base 576 to 3635 and encodes 1019 amino acids. Gene Ontology annotation, cellular component: plasma membrane; neuron projection. Gene Ontology annotation, molecular function: transmembrane-ephrin receptor activity; ATP binding; protein binding. Gene Ontology annotation, biological process: axon guidance; protein phosphorylation; cell surface receptor protein tyrosine kinase signaling pathway. The transcript is spliced from 16 exons. Lineage: Eukaryota; Metazoa; Chordata; Aves; Galliformes; Numididae.
GUAGGUUUGCUUGCGCGCCCGGGUGGCACCGGGUUUGGGAGCGGGGUGAUGCCCCGGAGCCGUCCCCGUAGCCCCUGCAUCUCCGAUUGACCUCUCCCUUUCUUUGGCUCGGGUCGCGCGUUUGCUGCUCUCGUCAUUCGCUUUCCACCGCUUCUGCCCGAUGCUGCGGUGCGUGGGGCAAGUGUUCCCCCCGCCGCCUCCGCGGGGCUGUUCCUGCUGCCGUGCCCGGGGCUGAACCGGGGAUGUAUUUCCAGAGGUGUUGCGGGUCCCGGGCUUUCUGUGCUACCAAAAUCCAUCCCUUUCCUUUUGUACUUUUUCUGUUUUUCAAUUUGCGCAAUCUGGAAAAGAAAACCCAAGGGGAAGAAGAACCUGGGCGCCGGCACAAGGAGCGCGCCCAGAUCCACCAGCCUGGAGGGAGAGCAUUUUGUUAAGUCAUGGGAACGGGCCCUCACCCGCAGAUGCCUGCGCUGCUUUUUUUUGACUAAUUGCUGGUAUCACUGACUCAUUAUUCCUUGUCUCAGUCGCCUUCCUGUUUCCCGCGUGCUUCAAGGCUCGGGGACGUAGGCGAAGGGAGGAUGAAGUUUCGGCAUUCCUGGGCGGUCCUCUGCUGCUUCCCGCAGCAAACCCAUCUCUCUGGCACCGCAGCUGCGGCUGAAUUCCAUCUUGUUUCUCCUCCUGAAGAAACCCUGAUGGACACACGGACGGCAACGGCCGAGCUGGGCUGGACCGCCAACCCUCCCUCAGGGUGGGAAGAAGUGAGUGGCUACGACGAGAACCUGAACACCAUCCGUACGUACCAGGUGUGCAAUGUCUUCGAGCCAAACCAGAACAACUGGCUCCUCACCACCUUCAUCAACCGGCGCGGAGCCCAUCGCAUCUACACCGAGAUGCGCUUCACAGUGCGGGACUGCAGCAGCCUCCCCAAUGUCCCCGGCUCCUGCAAGGAGACCUUCAACCUCUACUACUACGAGACAGACUCUGUCAUUGCCACCAAGAAGUCGGCCUUCUGGACGGAGGCACCCUACCUCAAAGUGGACACCAUUGCUGCUGACGAGAGCUUCUCCCAGGUGGACUUUGGUGGCAGGUUGAUGAAGGUGAACACGGAAGUGAGAAGUUUUGGGCCCCUGACCCGCAAUGGCUUUUACCUGGCUUUCCAGGACUACGGGGCUUGCAUGUCUCUGCUCUCUGUCAGGGUCUUCUUCAAGAAGUGCCCAAGCGUGGUGCAGAACUUCGCUAUCUUCCCUGAGACGAUGACGGGGGCAGAGAGCACCUCUCUGGUGACAGCACGGGGUACCUGCAUCCCCAACGCCGAGGAGGUGGAUGUACCCAUCAAGCUGUACUGCAACGGGGAUGGGGAGUGGAUGGUACCCAUAGGUCGCUGCACCUGCAAGGCUGGUUAUGAGCCAGAAAACAACGUGGCUUGCAAAGCCUGCCCAGCCGGGACAUUCAAGGCCAGUCAGGGUGCGGGUCUGUGCACCCCAUGUCCCCCUAACAGCCGCUCCAGUGCUGAGGCCUCACCGCUCUGCGCCUGCCGCAAUGGCUACUUUCGGGCUGACCUGGACCCACCGGCAGCCGCCUGCACCAGCGUCCCCUCCGGUCCGCGCAAUGUCAUCUCCAUUGUCAACGAGACCUCCAUCAUCCUGGAGUGGAACCCACCACGGGAGACGGGAGGCCGGGACGAUGUCACUUACAACAUUGUCUGCAAGAAGUGCCGGGCAGACCGGCGUGCCUGCUCCCGCUGUGACGACAAUGUGGAGUUCGUGCCUCGCCAGCUGGGGCUGACAGAGACCCGUGUCUUCAUCAGCAGCCUCUGGGCGCACACGCCCUACACCUUUGAGAUCCAGGCGGUCAAUGGGGUUUCUAACAAGAGCCCCUUCCCGCCUCAGCAUGUCUCUGUGAACAUCACCACGAACCAAGCUGCACCCUCCACCGUCCCCAUCAUGCACCAAGUGAGUGCCACCAUGAGGAGCAUCACGCUGUCCUGGCCGCAGCCGGAGCAGCCCAAUGGCAUCAUCCUGGACUAUGAGUUGCGCUACUACGAGAAGCUGAGCCGCAUCUGCACGCCCGACAUCAGUGGCACUGUGGGCUCGAGACCGGCGGCGGACCACAACGAGUACAACUCCUCCAUGGCCCGCAGCCAGACCAACACGGCCCGGCUGGAGGGGCUGCGCCCCGGCAUGGUGUACGUGGUGCAGGUGCGAGCACGGACGGUGGCUGGCUAUGGGAAGUACAGUGGGAAGAUGUGCUUCCAGACACUGACGGACGAUGACUACAAGUCUGAGCUAAGGGAGCAGUUGCCGUUGAUUGCAGGGUCCGCGGCGGCCGGCGUGGUCUUCAUCGUCUCGCUGGUGGCCAUUUCCAUAGUCUGCAGCAGGAAGCGAGCGUACAGCAAAGAGGCGGUGUACAGCGAUAAGCUGCAGCACUACAGCACCGGGAGAGGAUCUCCGGGAAUGAAGAUUUACAUUGACCCCUUCACUUACGAGGACCCAAAUGAGGCGGUGCGUGAGUUCGCCAAGGAGAUAGACGUCUCCUUUGUGAAGAUCGAAGAGGUCAUUGGAGCAGGGGAAUUUGGAGAGGUGUACAAAGGCCGCCUGAAGUUGCCUGGCAAGCGGGAGAUCUACGUGGCCAUCAAAACGCUGAAGGCUGGCUACUCAGAGAAGCAGCGCCGGGAUUUCCUGAGUGAAGCCAGCAUCAUGGGGCAGUUCGACCACCCCAACAUCAUCCGGCUGGAAGGGGUGGUGACCAAGAGCCGACCAGUCAUGAUUAUCACGGAGUUCAUGGAGAACGGGGCCCUGGACUCGUUCCUGCGGCAAAAUGAUGGGCAGUUCACGGUGAUCCAGCUGGUGGGGAUGCUCAGAGGGAUCGCUGCUGGGAUGAAGUACCUGGCAGAGAUGAACUAUGUCCACAGGGAUCUGGCGGCCAGGAACAUCCUGGUCAACAGCAACCUGGUGUGCAAAGUGUCAGACUUUGGCCUCUCGCGCUACCUGCAGGAUGACACGUCCGACCCCACCUAUACCAGCUCCUUGGGUGGGAAGAUCCCUGUGCGAUGGACAGCACCAGAGGCCAUCGCUUACCGCAAGUUCACGUCAGCCAGUGACGUCUGGAGCUAUGGCAUCGUCAUGUGGGAGGUGAUGUCGUUCGGGGAGAGGCCCUACUGGGACAUGUCCAACCAGGACGUCAUCAAUGCCAUUGAGCAGGACUACCGGCUCCCGCCGCCCAUGGACUGCCCGGCUGCCCUGCACCAGCUGAUGCUGGACUGCUGGCAGAAGGACCGCAACACCCGGCCUCGCUUCGCCGAGAUUGUCAACACUCUCGACAAAAUGAUCCGCAACCCGGCAAGCCUCAAAACUGUGGCUACCAUCACCGCUGUGCCUUCUCAGCCCCUCCUCGACCGCUCUAUCCCUGAUUUCACUGCCUUUACCUCAGUAGAAGACUGGCUGAGCGCCGUCAAGAUGAGCCAGUAUAGAGACAACUUCCUGAGCGCUGGAUUCACCUCCCUCCAGCUGGUUGCACAGAUGACAUCCGAAGACCUCCUGAGAAUAGGAGUAACGCUGGCUGGGCACCAGAAGAAGAUCCUGAACAGCAUCCAGUCCAUGCGCGUGCAGAUGAGUCAGUCUCCGACCUCAAUGGCGUGACAUCCCCUGCUCAACGGGGAGGGGACAGGGAGGGCAGGCAGCGGAGGUGGGAGGGGAGGAACUGAUGGGAGCUGUGGGGCCACAGCUGGAGAGGGGCGGCUGCGGCCGGGGCUGUGCCUGAUCACGGAGGACGUUCCUGGGACUUGCCUCGGCCUGGUGACUUCCAUCCCUCACCAACAGAAGCACACUUACCGAUGUCACGGGGAACAGCGUAUAAAUAAGUAUAAAUAUGUACAAAUCAUAUAUUUAAAAAAUGAAAAAAAAAAACACACAAAAAACAAACCCCAACCAACAAUGAAGACAAACCAGUGUGUGUUGGGGAAACAAACCUAAAUCCUAGAGACCAGACUCCAAUCCCACCACCAGUGAGCAGUAGUCAAAACUGAAGAGGAGGAGGCAGGGGCUGUUGGGAGAGGGAGUGGCAUCGCAUUGGGUUUCCCAUCCAGAGAAGCCACCGGCAGUGACCGCCUUGCUCUUCUUUUCUUCCUUGACUCCCUCCUGCCUGGCCCCUCCCGCUGCCCCACUCUCUUCUCUGCUCACGGCCUGGUAGAAACCUCCGCAGCCACUGACUGUGCUGUCCAGGUGUCGCUCUGCCAACUACCAAAGGACUUCACUGACCACUGCAUGGGGGAUCCGACGCAAUCCAGUUAAUGUCUUCAUAUUGAAGAAGAGAUGUACCUUCAAUAGAAAAACUUUGGUUUUUUUCUUUUGCUUGCAUUUUUUUGCAAAAAGGGGAAAAAAAAAAACGUACAAAAAAAAAUAAUCCAUCAUGGCAAA